GGGCCUACUCGCGACAACGGCUGGUUGGUAGCUGCGGCUGCGGGCCCGCACUUCCGCCGGUGGCCGAGAGCAGGGCCCGGCAUGGAGGUGGGCUAGAGGCCGAGGCCAGGCAGAGCGCGAGAUGUUCUUCUGGGGCCAGAGUCUGGGCAUAUAUGAAUGCAAAUCCGUGUUUGUUCACAACUAAGCCCAGCUGAGACGAUCACUUUUCUGUAGGCCAUUUGCCCAGGUACAGAAUGAGCACAUGUUGUUGGUGUACUCCAGGUGGUGGUUCCACCGUUGACUUCCUAAAGCGCUAUGCUUCCAACACUCCAUCCAGUGAAUUUCAAACAGCUGACGAAGAUCUCUGCUACUGCUUAGAGUGUGUGGCAGAAUACCACAAAGCAAGAGAUGAAUUGCCAUUCUUGCAUGAGGUUUUAUGGGAAUUGGAAACCUUACGUCUGAUAAAUCACUUUGAAAAAUCCAUGAAGGCAGAAAUUGGAGAUGAUGAUGAGUUAUAUAUAGUAGACAACAAUGGAGAGAUGCCACUGUUUGACAUCACUGGACAAGACUUUGAAAAUAAGCUUCGAGUUCCUCUUCUUGAAAUACUGAAAUAUCCUUAUUUGCUUCUACAUGAACGUGUUAACGAGUUAUGUGUUGAAGCACUUUGUCGGAUGGAACAAGCCAAUUGCUCCUUUCAGGUGUUUGACAAACAUCCAGGGAUCUAUUUGUUUUUGGUCCAUCCCAAUGAUAUGGUUCGGCGUUGGGCUAUCUUGACUGCAAGAAACUUGGGGAAAGUGGACAGAGAUGAUUAUUAUGACUUACAAGAAGUUUUAAUUUGCCUUUUUAAAGUCAUUGAGUUGGGACUUCUAGAGAGUCCAGACAUUUAUACUUCUUCUGUCCUAGAGAAGGGUAAACUAAUUCUUCUGCCCUCACACAUGUAUGAUACUACCAACUACAAAAGCUAUUGGUUAGGUAUUUGCAUGUUGCUGACCAUUCUUGAGGAGCAAGCCAUGGAUUCCCUAUUGUUGGGCUCAGACAAACAAAAUGAUUUUAUGCAAUCGAUACUUCACACUAUGGAGAGGCAAUCAGAUGAUGAUAGUGUGGAUCCUUUCUGGCCAGCAUUACACUGUUUUAUGGUGAUUCUGGACCGCCUUGGAUCUAAGGUCUGGGGUCAGCUUAUUGAUCCUAUUGAGGCAUUUCAAACCAUUAUCAACAAUGCAAGCUACAAUAGAGAGAUCCAACAUAUACGGAACAGCUCUGUAAGGACCAAGUUAGAACCGGGGUCGUAUUUGGAUGAUAUGGUGACUUGCAGCCAGAUCGUAUACAAUUAUAAUCCUGAAAAGACCAAAAAGGAUUCUGGAUGGAGAACAGCCAUUUGCCCAGAUUAUUGUCCUAACAUGUAUGAAGAAAUGGAAACAUUAGCCAGUGUGCUUCAGUCAGAUAUUGGUCAAGACAUGCGUGUUCAUAACAGCACAUUUCUGUGGUUCAUCCCUUUUGUCCAGUCCCUCAUGGAUCUUAAGGAUUUGGGUGUGGCUUACAUAGUAGAGGUUGUUCAUCAUCUGUACUCUGAAGUCAAAGAUGUCCUCAACCAAACAGAUGCCAUGUGUGACAAAGUCACUGAAUUUUUUCUUCUAAUUUUGGUAUCAGUGAUUGAACUGCAUAGAAAUAAAAAAUGUUUGCAUUUGCUGUGGGUAAGUUCCCAGCAAUGGGUAGAAGCUGUCGUCAAAUGUGCCAAGCUUCCUACCACUGCAUUUACACGGAGUUCUGAGAAAUCGUCUGGCAAUUGCUCCAAAGGAACAGCAAUGAUAUCAUCACUGUCGUUGCAUUCCAUGCCAUCUAACUCUGUACAACUUGCUUGUGUGCAGCUGAUUAGAAGUCUCCUUAAAGAAGGUUAUCAGCUUGGGCAGCAAUCUCUUUGCAAGCGAUUCUGGGAUAAACUCAACUUAUUCCUUAGAGGAAAUUUAUCUCUAGGUUGGCAGUUGACUAGUCAGGAAACCCACGAGCUACAAACUUGUUUAAAGCAGAUUAUUAGAAACAUAAAAUUCAAAGCACCUCCAUGUAACACUUUUGUGGAUCUGACUUCUACAUGUAAAACCUCUCCUGCAUCUUAUAAUAAAGAAGAAAGUGAACAAAUAGGGAAGAAGUCUAGAAAAGAUAUGCAUUGUUUGGAGGCUUCCAGCCCAACAUUUUCUAAAGAACCAAUGAAAGCGCAAGACAGUGUACUGAUCAAAGCAGAUAACACUAUAGAAGGUGACAAUGAUAAGCAAAAUUAUAUAAAGGAUGUGAAACUAGAAGACCAGCUCUCAGCUGGGUCAUGCUUAAAGCAGAGUAGUGAAAACAUUUUUACUGAAAGAGCUGAAGAUGAAAUUAAAAUAAGUACAAGGAAGCAGAAGUCUGUAAAAGAGAACUCCUCAUAUACACCAGAGGAUUGUACUUCAAGAAAUGGUCCAGAAAGGGGAUGUGACAGAGGAAUAAUAGUAUCAACACGUUUGUUGACUGAUUCUAGCACAGAUGCUUUGGAAAAAGUGUCCACAUCAAAUGAAGAUUUCUCUUUAAAGGAUGAUGCUCUUGCUAAAACCUCAAAACGAAAAACUAAGGUACAGAAAGAUGAAAUCUGUGCAAAGUUAUCACAUGUAAUAAAGAAGCAACACAGGAAGAGUACUUUGGUCAAUAAUACUAUCAAUUUAGACGAAAAUUUGACUGUAUCUAGCAUUGAGCGUUUCUAUUCAAGGAAAGAUACAGGAGUUCAGAAAGGAGAUGGUUUCAUACACAAUCUUUCUUUAGACCGUAGUGGUGUUCUGGAUGAUAAUAAGAAUGGGGAACAAAAAUCUCAAAACAAUUUAUUGCCAGAAGAGAAGCAAUUAAAGAAUGAAGAGUUAGAUAUUUUCUGUUCCCAUGAAAACAAUUGUGAAAUACAGGAAUUUCAUGUUGAUGAUAAAGAUUCGAUCCCCUUUGCAGAAAUGGCCAAUACUUUCGAGAAGAAAUCAUCUUCCUUUAAAGAUCUUAUGACUGUACCUGAAUCAAGAGAUGAGGCGACGAGUAAUAGUACCAAUGUGAUUUAUUCUAACUUGACAAGAGAACAGGCCCCUGGCAUCAGUCCUAAAUCUGACACCUUAACGGAUUCUCAGAUAGACAGAGACCUUCACAAAUUAUCUUUACUAGCUCAAGCCAGUGUUAUCACGUUUCCAUCUGAUUCCCCUCAGAACUCAUCCCAGCUACAAAGGAAAGGAAAAGAAGAUAAAAGAUGUUUCACAGCUAACCAAAAUAAUGUUGGCGAUGCCUCCCGUGGACAGGUGAUUAUUAUUUCAGAUUCUGAUGAUGAUGAUGAUGAUGAAAGAAUCCUGAGUCUUGAGAAACUCACUAAACAGGACAAAAGAUGCCUUGAGAAGGAACGUCCAGAGCAGCACAUUUCAACAGUCAAGGAGGAAAAGAAUCCAAUAAAGGAAGAAAAGACGAAGUCUCUUUUUCAGUUUGAGGAAUCUGAUUCUCAGUGUUUUGAGUUUGAAAGUGCAUCUGAAGUGUUUUCCGUUUGGCAAGAUCAUCUAGACAAUAAUAAUUCAGUUCAAGAUGGUGAGAAAAAAUGUUUGACUCCUAUAGCCAAUACCACAAAUGGUCAGGAUUGUACAGAUUAUGUAUCUGAAGUUGUUAAAAAAGGGGCAGAGGGUAUUGAAGAACACGCAAGACCACAGAGCAGUCGUGUUUCUGUUGAGGAAUUUUGUGAAAUUGAAGUAAAAAAGCCUAAGAGAAAACGAUCUGAAAAACCAAUUCCUGAAGAUCCUGUGAGGCCUUCAACUUCUGUCGGAAAUGAGGGCCAGUCUGAUAUUAAUAAGAGAGAUCUUAUUGGAAAUGAUUUUAAAAGUAUAGAUAGAAGGACUACAACUCCCAAUUCAAGUAUUCAGAGAGCCACUACGGUUUCACAAAAGAAAUCUUCAAAGCUUUGUACUUACACAGAACCCGUCAGGAAAGUUCCAGUUUCUAAGACCCCUAAGAAAACUCAUUCGGAUGCCAAAAAAGGACAGAAUAGAAGUUCAAAUUACCUCAGUUGUAGGACAACUCCUGCUAUAGUGCCACCAAAGAAAUUUCGUCAGUGUCCUGAACCAGCUUCAACAGUGGAGAAACUUGGCCUGAAAAAGGGUCCUCGUAGGGCAUUUGAGUUGUCCCAGCGAUCUUUGGAUUAUGUAGCUCAGUUACGUGAUCAUGGCAAAACUGUUGGAGUAGUUGAUACUCGAAAAAAGACUAAAUUAAUUUCUCCUCAGAACCUGUCUGUCAGACAUAAUAAGAAACUGCUGACUAGUCAAGAACUUCAGAUGCAAAGGCAGAUCAGACCCAAAUCACAAAAAAAUAGACAAAGACUUUCUGAUUGUAAAAGUACAGAUACUACAAGAGCAGGGCCUCAUACAGCACAUAAUUCUGACUUACUUGUACCAGAAUCUGAUAGGUCAGAUUAUGAUUGUACAGGAGGAACUGAGGUACUUGCCAACAGUAAUGGAAAACAAUUAAUAAAAUGCAUGCCUUCUGAACCAGAAACCAUAAAAGCAAAACAUGGGUCUCCAGCGACUGAUGGUGCUUGCCCUUUGAACCAAUGUGAUUCUAUAGUGUUAAAUGGAACGGUACCAACAAGUGAAGUAAUUGUCUGUACUUCAGAGGACCCUCUGGGGGGAGGUGAUCCGACAGCACAUCAUACAGAGAUGGCAACUUUGAACGAGGGAGAGCCUGACUCCAGCAGUGAUAUAGAGGAAGAUAACUUGUUUUUAACACAAAAUGAUCCUGAAGAUAUGGAUUUAUGUUCACAAAUGGAGAAUGACAAUUAUAAAUUCAUUGAACUAAUUCAUGGAAAAGAUACAGUUCAGGUUGAAGAAGAUUCUGUAAGUCAGCCUCAGUUGGAAUCUUUGAGUGGCACAAAGUGUAAGUACAAAGAUUGUCUUGAAACCACAAAAAACCAGGGUGAAUACUGCCCACAACACUCUGAAGUGAAAGCAGCAGAUGACGAUGUAUUUCGUAAACCUGGUUUGCCUCCUUCUGCAUCUAAACCUUUGAGACCUACCACUGCUAAGAUUUUUAGCUCAAAGAGUACUUCACGAAUUGCUGGUCUUUCUAAAUCUUUGGAAACUUCUUCAGCACUUUCACCAUCUCUAAAAAAUAAGUCAAAGGGGAUACAGUCAAUUUUGAAAGUACCACAGCCAGCUCCCCUCGUAGCUCAGAAGCCAGUGGGUGAAAUGAAAAAUUCGAGCAAUGUUCUUCAUCCUCAGUCUCCGAAUAAUUCCAACAGGCAAGGUUGCAAAGUUCCAUUUGGUGAAAGCAAAUAUUUUCCAUCUUCCUCUCCAGUAAACGUUCUCUUGUCAUCACAGUCUGUCUCUGACACCUUCGUUAAAGAGGUCUUAAAAUGGAAAUAUGAAAUGUUUUUGAACUUUGAUCAGUGUGGGCCCCCUGCAAGUCUUUGUCAGUCCAUCUCGAGACCUGUGCCUGUCAGAUUUCACAAUUAUGGAGAUUAUUUUAAUAUUUUUUUCCCUUUGGUGGUAUUGAAUACUUUUGAAACAGUGGUGCAGGAAUGGCUCAACUCUCCAAAUAGAGAGAAUUAAAAAAAAAAAAAAGUACGAAAAUUUCCUGCCGAUUAUAUAAAAUAAAAAAAAAAAAAGGUUUAUCUGGAAGAAUGUGAAUUGGCUAAACAGCUUUAUCCAAAGGAAAACGAUUUGGUGUUUUUAGUUCCUGAGAGAAUAAAUGAAGAGAAGAAAGAUGCAGAGAGAAAUGACAUACAAGAUCUCCACGAAUAUCAUUCUGGUUAUGUUCAUAAAUUUCGCCGCACUUCAGUCAUGCGUAAUGGGAAAGCUGAGUGUUACCUUUCCAUCCAGACUCAAGAGAAUUUUCCGGCCAAUUUAAACGAACUUGUGAAUUGUAUUGUAAUCAGUUCUCUGGUAACGACACAAAGGAAGUUGAAAGCCAUGUCUCUGUUGGGUAGUCGGAACCAACUGGCUAGAGCUGUUCUGAAUCCAAACCCUAUGGACUUCUGUACAAAAGAUUUACUAACUACAACAUCUGAGAGAAUUAUUGCUUACUUAAGAGAUUUCAAUGAAGACCAAAAGAAAGCAAUAGAAACUGCAUAUGCUAUGGUGAAACACUCACCAUCAGUUGCCAAAAUCUGCUUGAUUCAUGGACCACCUGGAACAGGAAAAUCAAAAACUAUUGUCGGCCUCCUCUAUUGUCUACUGACAGAGAACCAGAGGAAGGGGCAUUCAGACGAAAACUCCAAUGCCAAAAUCAAACAAAACCGUGUCCUCGUGUGUGCACCUUCCAAUGCAGCUGUUGAUGAACUCAUGAAAAAAAUUAUCCUUGAAUUCAAAGAAAAAUGUAAAAACAAGAAGAAUCCUUUAGGAAACUGUGGAGAUAUAAAUUUAGUACGACUGGGUCCAGAAAAGUCUAUUAAUAAUGAGGUUCUAAAGUUCAGUUUGGACAGCCAAGUAAACCACAGAAUGAAAAAAGAUUUACCUUCUCAUGUUCAGGCGAUGCAUAAAAGAAAGGAAUUUCUAGAUUAUCAGUUGGAUGAGCUUUCCCGGCAGCGAGCUCUAUGCCGAGGUGGACGGGAAAUACAGAGGCAAGAAUUAGAUGAAAACAUUUCCAGAGUUUCUAAGGAAAGGCAGGAACUUGCUUCUAAAAUUAAAGAGGUUCAAGGACGCCCACAGAAAACACAGAGUAUCAUCAUCUUAGAGUCCCAUGUCAUCUGCUGCACAUUGAGCACAAGUGGUGGCUUACUACUUGAAUCUGCUUUCCGGGGGCAAGGGGGUGUCCCCUUCAGCUGUGUCAUUGUUGAUGAGGCUGGACAGUCUUGUGAAAUUGAGACUCUUACCCCACUCAUCCAUCGCUGCAAUAAGCUCAUCCUAGUAGGAGAUCCCAAGCAGCUCCCUCCCACAGUCAUCUCUAUGAAAGCACAGGAGUAUGGCUACGACCAGUCAAUGAUGGCUCGCUUCUGCAGACUGCUGGAAGAGAAUGUAGAACACAACAUGAUCAGCAGGCUGCCUAUUCUGCAGCUGACUGUGCAGUACAGGAUGCAUCCAGACAUAUGCCUCUUCCCUUCCAAUUAUAUUUACAACAGAAACUUAAAAACAAAUAGACAGACAGAAACCAUUCGAUGUUCAUCAGACUGGCCAUUUCAACCAUACCUUGUGUUUGAUGUCGGAGAUGGUUCAGAAAGACGGGAUAAUGACUCAUACAUAAAUGUUCAAGAAAUAAAACUGGUGAUGGAAAUAAUUAAGCUUAUUAAAGACAAAAGAAAGGAUGUUAGUUUUCGAAACAUUGGCAUAAUAACUCAUUACAAGGCCCAGAAGACGAUGAUUCAGAAGGAUUUGGACAAAGAGUUUGAUAGAAAAGGACCAGCAGAAGUAGAUACUGUGGAUGCGUUCCAGGGUCGGCAGAAGGAUUGUGUUAUUGUUACGUGUGUCAGAGCAAAUAGCGUGCAAGGUUCAAUUGGAUUCCUGGCAAGUUUGCAGAGAUUGAAUGUCACCAUCACACGAGCCAAGUACAGCCUCUUCAUUCUCGGACAUUUGAGGACCCUGAUGGAAAACCAGCAUUGGAAUCAGCUGAUUCAGGAUGCUCAGAAGCGUGGUGCCAUUAUUAAGACCUGUGACAAAAACUAUAGACAUGAUGCAAUGAAGAUUCUGAAACUCAAGCCCGUGCUACAGAGAAGUCUCACUCACCCUCCUACCAUAGCCCCAGAGGUAUCCAGACCCCAGGGUGGCUUGCCCAGCAGCAAGCUAGACAGUGGAUUUGCCAAGACAUCUUUUGCUGCUUCUCUAUACCACACACCCUCUGACUCCAAGGAAACUACUCUUACUGUUACUUCAAAGGACCCUGAAAGACCUCCUGUUCAUGACCAACUUCGGGACCCACGACUGCUGAAGAGGAUGGGCAUUGAGGUCAAAGGAGGAAUAUUCCUAUGGGAUCCACAGCCCUCGAGCCCCCAGCAUCCUGGAGCAACACCUCCUGCAGGAGAGCCGAGCUUCCCUGUCGUUCACCAGGACCUGGGCCAUGUACAGCAGCCUGCUGCUGUAGUGGCUGCUCUGAGCAGCCACAAACCUCCCGUGCAGGGCGAACCUCCAGCUGCCAGUCCCGAGGCUUCCACGUGUCAGAGCAAAUGUGAUGACCCAGAAGAGGAGCUCUGUCACAGGAGAGAGGCCAGGGCUUUCAGUGAAGGCGAGCAGGAGAAGUGUGGUUCCGAGACCCCUCACACCAGGAGGAACUCUAGGUGGGACAAGAGGAGACCGGAGCAGGAGGACAGCAGUUCCAAGAAAAGAAAGCUUUUAUAGGAAAGCCCAAUGACAUGGGCCAGCAGCCACAGCAUAUUGUAAACUGAAGAUGACCAGCUCGGGGGACCAUCUAGAUAAGCUUAUUUGUUUUUUGUAAGGAGCUUGUGUGCUGUUGGAAAACACGGAAAAUGCAUCCUUAACACCUGAGCCUCUGGUCAUCUUCAGUACUUUCUGUCAUUUGCAAAAGCUUUCAGAGGGCAUUGUGUAUCAGUAAUAAUGUCCUUGAAGUCAGAGACCGGAAAUGUUGAUCUCUUCCUCUUCUGUAGACAAGGAGGUCAGACUGGAGUGAAUGUUGUAAAAGUUGAAAUGUAUAUUUGUAUAGCAAAUAACAAAAUCCUUUUAAAAUUUAAUCUAGUAGACCGCUUUUCUUUCCCCUGUUUAAAAUGUUAAUCAUUUUUCAACAGAACAAACUUUAUAUUAAAAAAAAAAAAAGAUGGGAGGAGGGCAGGUCCUUUCAACCAUUGUUAGGGCAAGACAGAUUUAUUUAACAGCCUAGCUUGGAAUAAGCUGAGUUAGUGCUGGUGUCCCUAGCUCUAUUUAAAAAAAGCAACCCCCCCCCCCCCAAAAAAAAAAGCCUAGAGUCUCCUGGGGGACACUUUGGGCAGCAGAAUUGUGUUAGGUAAAAUCCUGCUGACAUGGUGCAUUUUUAGACACAGGCCCAGGGUAUUCUAUUUCUGGGAUGAGUUCAUUUACCUGUUUAGUAUGCACAUAGUUCCCUAGCUAAAAUCCCUAAUCUUCUUGAAAGAGAAGAAUAUGGAGUGAAAGAAUAAUUCUUGAACUAUCAUUUAAAUGCUCCCAGCAUAUUGUGAGCUUUGUGUGACUGGUGAGGUACAGACAUGUAGUUGCCAAAUGCUAGAUGAGCGCUGACUCAGCUGUGGAAGAAUCACCUCAGCUUACAGAUGUCAGACAGAUGUAACUAGUUUUCCAGAAAGCCUGGGAAACUGUGUUCAACAUUUCCCAAGGGACUCUGGUCACCAGGCAGCCUGGGAACCGCUGGGGCAGGCCAAAUAGAAUAUUUUGGGCGGGAAAGAAGCACUCGGUUUAAAAUGAAGGGUAACCAGAGGAGUUCAGAACUGGGAAGAGAGUGGCAGACUUCCUGUGAUCUUCAGAAAUCAUCUACCUGUUGAAAACAUGCUGUUUAGAAUAUCUGAUAGGUGUUUCCAGUUACCGUUAGAGGUGAUAGUGUUUUUGUGGGGGAAAAAAAUUGGCCAUGGUGAAUGGAGAUCGAGGAGGCUCGGGACAAGGGAGGGGCGGGCUGCCUGAUUCUGUCCAGUUUUCCAAGCAGCCACACAGUGAAUUGGAGGAUCCUAAACAUGAGAAUGUCCAGCUGACAGUUGUAAAAACUAGGGGUCUGUAGUGAAUGCGGUGCAGCCCCUACCGCAUUUGGGGGUAGGAAAGUAGCUGAAGGUUCAUGUGCAUUAUUUGACGUUUCCCUUGUCAUUUUUAAGCAAAAAAGGAUUUUGUGUUAGAAAUUCUACUUGAGCAGAUUAUAAAGAGCUUUAAAAAACAACUUUUGCUUGCCAAAAGUUUGAACAUUCAAUUUCAUUACCUGUGUCUCUCUUACUGGUGUCCGGACAUCUGACUAACGUCGGCUGAAGACUCCUGAAACCCAGGCAGCAGGUGACCUCCUAGAGUGCUUUGUCCCCAGAGGCAGCUGCUGCUUCCUGUGUGGGGGCGGAGAGUUUGUCCUUGGCCAUGCAGUGUGUGACAGUUCAGGACGGGGAGGGAUGGGCCCCACUCUGUCUGGGUCAGGGGUUUUAUCAGCCUCUUCCAUGUGCCUUUGGGAAGAAAUCUCGUUACUUUAAGUUUACUUUUCUGUUAUCUUGAUGAAGUGCCCAUUUUAGCAGACACUUGUAGUGGUGACCACUUAGGGAACGUACAAACUCCUAAGCUUCCAAAGGGAGGCAUGGCAAAAACAGUUGGGGUCAGGGUGUCUCCCACACUGCUCAUGUUAAUACUGUUAACACCUGAUUGGAGAAAAGUUUUCUCUAAAAUGCGUAUUUUGCUGCCACACCAACAGUAUUAUUUCCAGUUAAGUUUGAUGCCCGUUCACCUGUUGGUUCACCACUCACCAGAUCUGAUUCUGCAAGAAUCAGUGGUAGAACUACGUCGUCCUUGCUAACAAGUGAGCCUGUGUCCUGUGACGGCCUUUCACAGCGGAAUGCAGUUGUCCCUGACAUUACUUUGGAAACUUCACUCGUUCUGGUUGGUACAGGUAUUUGCCAAAGGCAUUUCAUGUGUUUGCUGUGGCCCCUCUUGAUGUGGCUGUCAGCGCAGCGUUGUUGAACAGGGCUAUUCUUUUUACAGGGUGUGAAGUGUGGCUCUUUGCUUUGUCUUUGCCAUGGCAUUAAAAGAAAGUUCCCUGUCUUCUUUGAAUAUUAGUUACUUCAACAUGAAUGUGUGCUACUUACAAACUUGUUUUGUUUCUUUCUAUAUAACUUGCCUUGGAUUUGUUGUGCGCAGUUUGUUGAGUUGUAUGUUUUUGUGAAUUAUCAGGAGUAAAUUUGACAAGUAUAUGUGAAUAACCUCCUGUAAAUGAAUUUUAUAACAAAAAUGUACUGAACUAUUUUUUAAAGUUGUGCAGAUUAGCAAUUUUUUGCUAUAGCUUUGACUUUUCUAUGCUGUGAAUUAAUAGCUGGGAUUUGGCAAACAGUAGCCCUGUUGUCUUUGUUAAACCCUAAAUUUUAAGAGGAAAUGGCAGAAUUAAAAGCAGAAACAAGACGGACAUGGAUUAGAAGUUAUGUAUUACUGAAGUAAACUACAAGGUACUAACAUC
This is a messenger RNA of Cercocebus atys (sooty mangabey), 11052 nucleotides long. RefSeq names its product senataxin (gene SETX). The transcript is spliced from 26 exons. Gene Ontology annotation, biological process: termination of RNA polymerase II transcription. The record is from RefSeq and is a predicted model, not a curated record. Gene Ontology annotation, cellular component: nuclear body. Gene Ontology annotation, molecular function: helicase activity; transcription termination site sequence-specific DNA binding. NCBI's taxonomy places the organism in Eukaryota, Metazoa, Chordata, Mammalia, Primates, Cercopithecidae.